AUGUCUUUCUCCGUCUCUCUACCCCUCACCCUAUGUCUAUCACCGUCUCUCUACCCGCCUCUCCCACUCUCUCAUCCUCUCUGUAAACAUGUCUCACCCUAUGUCUUUUCCGUCUCUCUACCCCGCCUCUCCCCUCUCUCAUCCUAUCUACACACAUCUCUCACCCUAUGUCUUUUCCGUCUCUCUACCCGCCUCUCCCACUCUCUCAUCCCUCUCUGUACAUCUCUCACCCCUAUGUCUUUCUCCGUCUCUCUACCCGCCUCUCCCACUCUCUCAUGCUCUCUGUACAUCUCUCACCCCUAUGUCUUUUUCCGUCUCUCUACCCACCUCUCCCUCUCUCACCCUCUCUGUACACAUCUCUCACCCCUAUGUCUUUCUCCGUCUCUCUACCUGCCCUCUCCCCUCUCUCAUCCUCUCUGUACAUCUCUCACCCCUAUAUCUUUCUCCGUCUCUCUACCCCCUCUCUCAGUAUCUCAUCCUCUCUGUACAUCUCUCUCCUAUGUCUUUCUCCGUCUCUCUACCCGCCUCCCACUCUCUCAUCGUAUCUGUACACAUCUCUCUCCCUAUGUCUUUCACCGUCUCUCUACCCCCUCUACCACUAUCUCAUCCUCUCUCUGUACACAUCUCUCCCCUAUGUCUUUUUCCGUCUCUCUGCCGCCUCUCCCUCUCUCAACCUCUCUGUACACACAUCUCUCACCCUAUGUCUUUUUCCGUCUCUCUACCCGCCUCUCCCACUCUCUCAUCCUCUCUGUACACAUCUCUCACCCCUAUGUCUUUCUCCGUCUCUCUACCCGUCUCUCCCCUCUCUCAUCCUUUCUGCACAUCUCUCUCCCUAUGUCUUUCACCGUCUCUCUACCCGCCUCUCCCUCUCUCAUCCUCUCUGUACUCAUCUCUCACCAUAUGUCUUUUCCAUCUCUACCCUGCCUCUCCCCUCUCUCAUCCUCUCUGCACACAUCCUCUCCCUAUUUCUUUCUCCCUCUCUCUACCCGCCUCUCCCACUCUCUAAUCCUCUCUGUACACAUCUCUCCUCCUAUGUCUUUUUCCGUCUCUCUACCCGCCUCUCCCACUCUCUCAACCUCUCUGUACACAUCUCUCACCCUAUGUCUUUUUCCGUCUCUCUACCCGCCUCUCCCACUCUCUCAUCCUCUCUGUACACAUCUCUCAGCCUAUGGCUUUCUCCGUCUCUCUACACGCCUAUCCCACUCUCUCAUCCUCUCUGUCCACAUCUCUCACCCAAUGUCUUUUUCGGUCUCUCUACCCGCUUCUCCCACUCUCUCAUCCUCUCUGUACACAUCUCUCACACUAUGUCUUUCUCCGUCUCUCUACCCGCCUCUCCACACUCUCAUCCUCUCUGUACUCAUCUCUCACCCUAUGUCUUUUUCCGUCUCUCUACCCGCCACUCCCACUCUCUUAUCCUCUGUACACAUCUCUCACCCUAUGUCUUUCUCCGUCUAUCUACACGCCUCUCCCACUCCCUUAUCCUCUCUACUUCUUCCUCCCCACUCGAUUAAUUGUAUUGCACUCUUCCGAUCUCUACCCCUCUCUGUCUGUCUGUCUCUCUUUCCUUUACUUUUUCCUCCCCCCGCCCCUCUGCACACUUCGUUUUCAAUCUCACUCUGCCUUUCGUUUGCCACUUGUAAUUCCUUUAUAUCUAUUCUCCCUCCCCCCCCACGCCCUCUUCUUUUCAUUCUUUUCUUUCUUUUUCCUACCUUCUCUCUGUCUCUCUUUGUCUCUCUCUCUCUUUGUCUCUCUCUUUUUCAUUCUAUAGCCUCACUCCUCACUUUCUCACUUCUUCCUCUUUAUCUUCGGACGUCGCUUCUUCGUAUUUUUUUUCUUUCUAUCUAUUGCUCUUAA
Molecule: messenger RNA, 1854 nt
Organism: Acanthosepion pharaonis
Lineage: Eukaryota; Metazoa; Mollusca; Cephalopoda; Sepiida; Sepiidae
Source: the annotation of a GenBank genome assembly